Molecule: messenger RNA, 2192 nt
Organism: Asparagus officinalis (garden asparagus)
Lineage: Eukaryota; Viridiplantae; Streptophyta; Magnoliopsida; Asparagales; Asparagaceae
Exons: 4
Coding region: 404-2092 (562 amino acids)
Source: RefSeq, a predicted model, not a curated record
AAAGCUGGCAUCCUGGGGAGUCACGUCAAUCAUCCCACAGAACUCGACUUGACUUUUCUUGAACCUUAGGUCAUGCAAUGGGCCAACCAUCUUGCUUUGAAUCGGAGGAUUGAGAAGCGCAUCCUCACCUAGGGCUAACCUUCCUGCCUCGUACUCUCUUUGCAUCCAAUUCUGAAACACCCAACAGUCUUCGAGAGCGUGGUCUACGUAUCUGUCCGUUCGGUCAGCUGCCCCUCAGCCGAAGAAAGGUUCAGAUUUGGUAUCUGGAAAGUAAUGUUUUGAGGAAGCUGUACUCAGUGGAGGUGUAAUUUAAACAUACAAGUAUGUCAACUGAAGUCUGAGUUUGUGCCUUAUAUUAGGCACAUCGUCUGCUGCUGACGAAAGUGAGGUUGCCAAAGAGGCGAUGAUUGUCAAUGCUUAUCCUCCAAGGGAGUCUGCUAGACGAAAGAGCCGUACAAGCAAAUAUGGUACAUGGAGGUCAUGCAAUCUAAUGAACAUAGAAGAACAUGUAGAGGAACUAGCACAGACAAUUACAACAUACAGGACUGAUUAUACCUAUAAGCCAUCCGCCUCUACACGGGAGACUGGUCAACUUAACAAGCUUGGUUUAAUGGAGUAUUGUCUUUAUCCCAAUGGGGAAAAUGAUACCUCCCUGUGUUUUAUCUAUGUGAAGAGAGAUAAGAAAUCAAGGGGCAAGAGUGAAGGGGUUGGUAAAAUGCAGACUGAGGAGGAGGAGCCACCUGCUGCGCAUCCUGGGGCUUAUACCUUCCCACAACAAAUUGCAGAUGCAAAUGCCGAAGUAACAAUUAUAGGCGCAGUACUAGUUGGUGCAUCAUCAAGUACAGCACCACCUAGGCAUUCUUUGGAGGAUGAAGUUGCAUUGAUCGCAAAGAAUAAGCCUACAAGUACUGGGAAAGCACUGGAAUUUCAGGGGGUGGGAGAUGACGAUGCAAAAUUACAGGAUGAUUGGGAGAAAAUAAAAGCACAAAAGCAGACGGAGAUGGAGGCAUACGUUGAAGUUACAUUUGAAGAUGCAGAUGCAAUUGUUGGCUCAUCAUCAAAAACUGUGCCACGCAAAUACUUCUUGGAGGACGGAGUUGUAGUGACUGCAAAGAAUGAGUCUAUAGGUUCGGGAGAUAGUGCAGAGUUCUGGAAUGAUUGGGAGAUAUUAUCAGUAUCUAAACCGACGGAGGAAGAGGAGGAGGAGGAGGAGGAAGACAUGAUGGAAAUGUCUCAACAUCCGCCACCUGUUGCGCCACAGGAGACCUAUACCAUAGGUACAGAAGAUGCAAAUGCCACUGUUGCAGGACUCAACUAUUCUUUGGAGGAUGAGCUCGCAAGUAGUGGAGAAGCAUUAGCGCCCAAGUGUUUGGAACAUGCUCAAGAAUUGUGGGAUGGUUGGAAAGAGUUUUUUGUAGUUGAUCAGAUGGAGAUGGAGGAGGAACAACACAUCACGGAAGCGUCUCCAUAUCCACCAUCAGCUUUUCUUGACGAUGACUACUCUAACCUUGGCUGGUUUUGUUUUGAAGAUAAUAUUGUCACAAUUGACCAUGCGGGCUUCAGUUCUACUAAUUCAGUACCUCGCCAGAUGGAUGUGGCUGCUAAACCUGGACUUUCACCUAUCACAACUGAUUUUCAUCCGCCGCCUCCUCAAGAAGUAUUCCAAGGUUGGAUUAUUCCCCCUCCUGAAGAUCACUUCAACCUUGGCGGGUAUUCUUGUGGAAAUGGUAUGCACGCAUUGGAGUUUACUGUCUUCGACUUCACUAAUACAGUACCUGGUCACUUGGAGAUGGCUGCAAAACUGGCAAAUUCAUUUAGAAUUCCAUUCGCAUUUGCAGAGAAAGAUGGGCCUGUAAAUGCAUCUGCUUUUGAUCCUCUUCCUUUUGAAGGUGCAUUCCAGGGGUGGACUAUUCCCCCAACUGAAGAUCACUUCAGCCUCGGCUUGGACGGUUGUGGAGAUAAUAUGCAUAAGUUGGAGCUUGGAAGCCAGAAUUUCACUGAUGAAGUGCCUAAAGAUGCCUCGCAUCAAUUUAUAAAUGCGUCCUGUCCCCUUGGAGAUGGACAGUAUCAAAUCUGCCGUUGCGGUAUCUAGCAUGAUUUUGGUAAAUUAUAGUGGUCAAAGGCAAAAGAUAACCUAUGAGAGAAAACAGUAGAUGAUGCAAUUUUCUAGUUUCAGUUUUGAAGAAAAUCGA